AUGGCUCGCGCUAUUUUCGUCACGUUGUCACCCGAUCAUAAUUCUUGGUUUCAGUCUUGUUGUGGACGUGUGGCUUCAUUGCUCAGAGAUGCGACGCACGUUUUCUCGUCACGACCGUUAGCGCGAAUUUUCGCUCACGCUCAGGAUACACUGAGUGGAGUUGCAGAUUGUCCUUUUUUGUUUGUCACUGCACAAUAUGUACGUUACCUUUUAUCCUCCUUUCUUGGUGAGUUUACUAAUUUUGCUUCAGCUUCGUUGCUCUGGAAUUCUUCCACGUUUAAAAUUGUCCUUAUUCGAACUGCGCGAGCACUGGGAAACUUUCAAUGA
This is a messenger RNA of Strongylus vulgaris, 327 nucleotides long. The record is from the annotation of a GenBank genome assembly. NCBI's taxonomy places the organism in Eukaryota, Metazoa, Nematoda, Chromadorea, Rhabditida, Strongylidae.